Messenger RNA from Echinostoma caproni, 354 nucleotides. NCBI's taxonomy places the organism in Eukaryota, Metazoa, Platyhelminthes, Trematoda, Plagiorchiida, Echinostomatidae. The record is from the annotation of a GenBank genome assembly.
AUGCCCAUUCAAGUCAGUGUCAACUCAGAACCGCGAAGUCCAACGAUUCAGAGCUCUCUGUCCAAAUCUGAAGUUGAGGAUAUCCGGGAGGUGUUCGACCUUUUCGAUUUCUGGGACGGUCGGGAUGGUAUGAUCGAUGCGGUCAAAGUCGGUGACUUGCUCCGAUGCAGCGGAAUCAACCCAACUAUUGCGAUCACUGUGAAACACGGUGCCACAUUGAAACAGGGCGAACGUUUGGAAGAUAGCGAGGUUGACCAGAUUGUCAAAUUCAUUGACCUGAAAGAAGAUAUGGACGGCAACAUCAAAUACGAAGAACUGAUCAAGAAGGUCAUGGCCGGUCCAUCUACAAAAUAA